AUGCCCUCAGUGUCAAGGAUCCAAUCGAAGUCAUCGGAAAACUUUGAACCAGACAGGGAGGAUGUUGGUAACAUGGUCUGUUCCAUCAGUUGCUGGACCAUUCAGAGUAUCUUCACGAUGUUCUGGAGACAUGAUAUCCCUGGUGAGGCCGCUGCCACCAAGGAUGACUUUGAGAAGAGGUUGAAGGAGUUCAAGGAGGAGAGUAUCAAUUUGAUUGAUGAGAUGAUCAAGGACAGUGAGUUCAAGCAGAUGGGUGAGAAGAUCAAUGAGAGUGAGAUCAAACAGUGGAUCGAGACCUCAACUCAAGGGUUUUGGAACCUUUGUCGAGGAGUUCCGUGA
Molecule: messenger RNA, 339 nt
Organism: Acytostelium subglobosum LB1
Lineage: Eukaryota; Evosea; Eumycetozoa; Acytosteliales; Acytosteliaceae
Exons: 2
Coding region: 1-339 (112 amino acids)
Source: RefSeq, a predicted model, not a curated record